Drosophila navojoa is the source of this 5074-nucleotide messenger RNA. Its product is annotated as phospholipid-transporting ATPase ABCA3. Gene Ontology annotation, cellular component: membrane; intracellular membrane-bounded organelle. NCBI's taxonomy places the organism in Eukaryota, Metazoa, Arthropoda, Insecta, Diptera, Drosophilidae. Gene Ontology annotation, molecular function: ATP binding; ATP hydrolysis activity; ABC-type transporter activity. Gene Ontology annotation, biological process: transmembrane transport; lipid transport. The record is from RefSeq and is a predicted model, not a curated record.
AAAAUUUAAAAAAAUUAACGUGGAGUAGCUCACAGAUGUACUAAUUAACUAAGCCGAUUACUUUUGAUAGUAGUAAAAACACACCUGUUACAAUAUGCCGGCUACAUUUGGUUUGCUCUUUCAGCACAAUGUGCAAAUCGAAUUGGCUCUUUGGAGGCGCACUCUAUUUGAAUGGAUAAUCGUUAUCAUAAUGUUGAUUUUAAUACUUGCCAAUCCCAUCUUCUAUUCAAAAAGAGCGCUCUACAGCCGCACUGACUAUGAGGGAGACCAGACCAUCGUGUCCCAUAAGCUGGAUGAUAUCAAUAUACUCACGAGCCUGGUCGACUCAAAGCGCGAGCAAACCAAAUAUAAGCUGGCCUACUCGCCGGAUACACCAUUUGUAAAAAGGGUCGUCGAUGUCGUGACAUCUGUACUGGAGUUAAAUAAUUCCAUUGGCUAUAAUGAUCCAGAAACGUUGCAAAAUCAAUUUGAUGAACGCACUAUGCUGGCUGCUGUUGUUUUUGACAGAUUGGAUCAAGAUCCUGAUGCUAUUCCAAAGGUACUCUCUGUAUCAAUACGUUUCCCCAGCGAGUUUCGAACAAUUAGCCCAUUUCUCACCGAAGACCGCCUAUGGCUAACUCGAUGCUCAGGCGUUGUUAAUUCAAAGCGAGAUAAUGCCAAGGAUAGUGACAUAAAUCAGGACAUUUAUAUACGUGAGGGUUUCCUUCAGCUACAACAUCAAGUAUUUUUGGCAUGGUUCCACAUGCUACGAAGUCAAGAUCCAUCUAAAGCAACAGAGCCCCAAACGGAAGUUUUCAAUGUGCGACUCCGUGUAGCCAACGAGCGCUGCUCUACAAUGGACUUUGACGCUAUUCCAUCCUUUCUAUUUAACUUUAUCUAUCUGUUACCGUUUAUAAAUGUCAUACGGAGUAUGGCUGCACAGAUGAAGGACAAUGUUAUGACGCAUCAGUGGCACUACGGAUAUAGUUUUUGUAAGCAAUAUACUUGCAUAAUGAUUGUGCUGAUGCUACGUCUUCUUUGCCUUGGACUUAUAAUAAUGUUCGCAACUUUUAUUUAUUGGUCAGUCGUCGAUGGGAUAUUUUCUCCAAUAGCAUUGCUGUCAUUAAUCGUGUUUGUGAUUAUCAUUACGCUGGAGCUGAUCUUAACGGCCAUUAUCAUAGCAAAGAUCUUUAAGGAUGUAGUCAAUGCGGUACUCUUUGCGAUCAUUAUUUGGGCGUUUAAUUAUGCCGUCUUUGGGUUAAUGCUCAAGCGAUAUUGGGACUUACACGGGCCUUAUGUGUAUUUUAUAUUGAUGAUUUUUUUCAGCAAUCAGAUACCGUAUUUUAUGCAAAUGAUUCAUCGACUGAUUGAUGAACCGGGCACCCUCCGUCCUAUAGACUAUUUUUCACCUUUUGUUUCUGGACUUGUAUAUAUAUUAGUUUCUAUAGGUAUUCUAUGCCUUCUGCAGUGGCGGAUGCCCGGACGAUUGUUAAGUAGGCGUAUGAUAUAUAAAAGAUGUCGAAAGCACACUUUGGACAAUACCCCCAUCCAUUUGGGACGAACGCCUAGCUGGCACAAUUUCGAGUUUGGAGAUGUUGGCAGCUCGGAGAUAGUCCGACUGCGCCAUAUAUUUACGGCACAUCGUACAUCUGAACGCAAAAUAUUAAAGAACAUCUCAAUUCGAUUAUAUGUGGGUGAGAUCUAUGUGCUAUUGGGUCAUAUGGGAUCCGGAAAGCUAACCUUACUGCGCGUAUUAUGUGGGCUUAAAUAUCCAUUACGGGGUCACAUCCUAUAUAUGGGCGAGGAUAUUUAUGAAGAUAUACGUCGCAGUCGGAAAUUUGUGGAUUUUCGAAGCUAUGAGAAUGGUCUUUUCCCUCAUUUAUCGAUUGAAAAAACUAUCAACUAUCAUGUGAAACUAAAGCAGAGUGAUUGGGAUUCGGAUCGUUAUAAAUCAGAGUGCAAAAAGUGGUUAGACCUUAUCGAAACGCAUAUUGCAGAGCGCUGGCAGCCAAUCGAUACACUUACCUACGGUGAAAAACGUGUGGUCGCACUUUGCUGCGCAAUAGCGGGUGAUACGAAACUAAUUGUCUUCGAGGAGCCUACAAAGGACAUGACGGCUCGCGAGGCGAAAAUAUUCUGGAACAUUGUGUCUGCCGAAAAGGAGGACCAUGCUUUUCUAGUUGCCACCCAUAGCAUCGAUGAGACUGACGCCAUUGCUGACCGAAUUGGCAUCCUAAGCAUGGGUGUCCUGGAAGCCAGCGGUACUCCCUUCUUUUUACGUUCAAAAUUUAGUAGCUUUGUUGAGCUGAUUAUAAUCAAAAAACCCCAUGUAUCGGAUACGCCAAUAACAGAUUUUAUAGCCAAUUACAUACCGGAGACGGAGCCGGAAAAUGAAAUCGGUGACACGUUAACCUAUAAGAUAAAUGCACGACAUAGGCCGCGUUUGCAGAAAAUGUUAAUACAUUUGGAGAACGAACGAAAAAAGUUGGGCAUUGAGAAUGUCCAAGUUGUGGGCUCUGAGAUGUCAGACAUUUACAUGAAGCUGGCGACAUCUUUUCGUCUGCAGCAGCAAAUUAUCCCCGAUGUCACGCAAACCUUCAAGUACUCUGUGGUAUCGAAGAAAAAGCUAAAAAAGCAACAAGUUCGCGCCAUGUUCUAUAAGAAAAUGAUCCAUACGGCACCCAAUGUUUGGCCCGUCGUCAUGAUAUUUUCAUGUUUCUUUCUUAUCGUGGUUAUCACGCGACUAGCAAUAGUGCUGAAUGUGCCCAAUGUACGAAAGAACUCAAUACCAAUUGGGUUCCUAGGCAGCGAGGAAUUCUUGAAGACAAUUCCAAAUAUCAAUAAUUGUGGAUACAUUGAGAUCAAAACCGUGACUAACGUGCCAACAUACAGGAAAGCCAAUGGAUUAUCUCGCACAUUUGAUGCCAAUUCGUUUUCAUGUGAGCAAGGCCAAUAUAGACACACUUUGGCCAAGAAGGUGGAGCUGACCAGCUUGGGUGCAGUCGAGCAAGGCGGACAGCAGGACAUCAGUGGCUAUAUUAGUCAGGAUACGUUCCAUUCAGCACCCAUGCUACUGAACCUACUGCACAACAUUAUAAUCCAAUUAUCGUACACAAAUAAGACGGACUAUGCGACCCUAGUGGACAGCCAUCCGAUGCCGACCCCGCUAACCAUGAAGAUCAAUCUGCUAGACAAUGAGAUAGCCCAUAUCAAUGCUCCACUCGCAGUUGGUUGCAUCUUGCCCUUGGUUAUCUCAAUUUUCAUAAUACCGAUAGUGGAGGAACACAUUUGUGGGCUGCGCGUGCUUCAGGUGAUCGCAGGCCUACGACUGCAAAUAUAUUGGGGCGUUAAUCUGCUUUGGGAUAUAUUUACCUAUUUGAUCUAUUCGAUAAUUAUUGUUAUUAUUGUGGCUUGCACGAAUGUUGGUGACUUUGGCAUUAUUGAAAAUCUGAUGUUGUUGUUGCUGCUCUUUGUCUAUGGGCUGGCCGCCUUGCCGAUCACCUAUGUGGUAUCCAUGUACAUGAAUAGGUCUAUGGUGCGCGCCUUUCUCGUCUCCGUCCUGUUUCAGGGCCUCACGGGCCUGGUGCUCUACAUUGUCUACUGGGACGUGGCCAAUAGCAAUGUCAUUUUCUUUUAUGGUGCGUGCCUGUCGCCAGGUUUCUCGCUGCUUGAUGGGAUUAGCAAUAUCUACAUACGUUGCCUGGAGAAACGUUUGUGCCAGACCAAAUGUGCGGCUGUUAAAAACUGCCAGCCCCAUAAUAUGCACGAAAUGGUGCCCCGUUGCAACUUUGAUACAUACUUUAAAUGGGCCGAUUCUGGUGUAUUGCCAGCUUUGACCUUUAUGAUACUGGCAUCGGCUAUUGCACUACUCUUAAUAUUCUGGAUCGAGCUGCAUCGCAGGGAAAAGAAGUUUCAUUCAUCCAAAAACUUAAAUAAUAUGCGCACAGCAACCUAUCAUUUCGAUGAUAGCGAUGUGGCAGAUGUGAAGCAAAAGAUCGCCGAGGCGGAUAUGAGUAAAUGCAAGCAGUCGGUGUUUCUGGUCGAUCAGGUUGAGGCGAAAAUACCGGCCAAGGGCAAUAGACUGAAUACGAUUUCGUUUGCCCUAAACAAAUAUAUGAGUAUGGGCAUUUUCGGACCCCGAAGGUCUGGCAAGAGUCAUUUAAUACGGCAGUUAGUUGGCGUGGAUGGAUUUGCGUUUGGCGAGAUCUAUGUCAGGGGUCUGGACUUUAAAUACGAUAUUGACACCAUUUUAGGCUACGUUGGGUACUGUCCACAGCAUUAUGGACUACUCAAUGAGCUAACACCCCGUGAGCACAUCCGUUUGCUAUGCAUGAUUCGGGGUGUGCCAGAGGACAAGAUCAAAGAAAAAAUUCACGAUAUUUGCCUAAUGCUCAACAUGACCGGCUGGAUGCAUCGCAAGUGCGGUGUGUUGACUCCGGAAAAGCGGAGGAAAGUGAAUGUUUCACUCUCCCUAGUUGCCUACAAUAAGAUUUUCAUUCUGGACGAGCCCACAUGUGGCAUGCCGUCAACGACGCGACGGGAAAUAUGGAAUAUCUUACGCUACUUACGCUACUGUGGCAAAACUAUUAUCUUUGCCUCCAACGACGAACUGGAGUGCAAGGUGCUGGCCGAUUUUGUUGUACUCUUUCAAGACAGUGAAAUGCUUGCUAUUGGCAGCAUGCAAUACCUACGCUACAAAUACAGUCACGGCUUUUAUCUAGAGGUUCGAUUAGUUCGGGACGGUUCUACCAAAGAGGAAUCGGAAGCCAAUUUACGUAAAGAUGUUGAGAAUUUGGCACGUUUCAUUCAUUUUCUACAUGAUAAAGCGGAGGUGGUUGGCCAUAUGCAUAAUUGGUUCAAGUAUUAUAUACCUGUUGGUCACAUUGUUUACUCUUUCCUAUAUGGCGCAUUGGAGAAGAACAAGGUGCGUCUGAACAUUUACGACUACAGCAUUUAUGGGGCAAACAUGAAUAUCGUGAUUGCCCAGGUCCAGGAGACACGAGCCGAACUAAAGCGUAAAAUGGAGCCAAAAGUGGACAAUGAUGACAGGGUUAAACGAUCAACAAACAAAUUCUUUUCCCACUUGUAUCAUUAA